GGAGAGAGAGCUGGCUGGCUGCUCGGCGGAAUCAGUCUGCCUUGAAGGCUGCUCCGCCCCGGACGGCCACCGUGAUUUCGAGACCGGGCUGAAAUGCGAACGUCACUUGCUGCUUUGUUUUGAUUGUGACUUCGAUCCGCCUGCGCCCAGGGAGUCUGUGUGGACCGCGAGUGCGUGUGUGUGUGUGUGUGUGUGCGUGGCGGGCCGCGGGUUGGCUGAACCUCAGCUUGUUUGGAUUACCAUCGUUUGAACGCUGAAUCGAGAGGCCGCGCUGCAAGACGCCGACGGCAGCCGAAGGCCCGAAGGACCCACACUGCAGGGAACAAAGGUGGCGCUGUCGCCCGCUGCCGCCGCUCCCCAUGUGACGUCACCUCCACCGCGAGGCUCUAGGCUCACCAUGGACCGGGUGGCCGUGCGGGCCGUGCCCGUGGCGCUGGUGGUGGUGCUGCUGCUGGUCACGCUGUCAGUGCAGCACGCUGACGCCGCGCUGGAGGGACCCCACAUCUGCACCCGCCAAGCGGCAUACAACCAGACUGUCAGAGUAUCCAAACAAAUACCUGUACAAAAGAAGAUCUUCACAUGGUGCCUAAAUUUACCCCCGCGAUGCUCCAAGUACAAGAUGGAAUUCCAAACUCACUACACUACUCAAACAUUGUCCAAAACGAGACCUGUUGAGGAAUGCUGUGAGGGCUACAUCCAGAGUGGGAAUCGCUGCAUUGCCGAGUGCGAGGCACCAUGCAUUCAUGGAAAGUGUGUGGAACCCAACAAAUGCCAGUGUGAGGACAAUUAUGGUGGACCAACUUGCAACCAGACUUGCCCUGACAAUCGCUAUGGUCCAAACUGUGAGCAUCGCUGUCAAUGUGUGAACCAAGCUGUAUGCGACCCAUUUUCGGGCCAAUGCAGCUGCAAGCCGGGCUGGCAUGGAGAACAUUGCUCUCUGGAAUGUCCUGCUGGCAAAUACGGCCAGGACUGUGAAGAAACUUGUAAAUGCCAAAACGGUGGAGCUUGUCAUCAUAUUUCAGGAGGAUGCAAGUGUGCCUCCGGGUGGAUGGGUCCUUUGUGUGAGAGCCAGUGCCCUGAAGGGAAACAUGGAAAUGAGUGCUCCUCCGAAUGUCGUUGUCAAAAUGGUGGAACAUGUAACCCUACCACAGGAAAAUGCUAUUGUACUCCUGGGUGGACUGGUGAUGUCUGUGCUAACAGAUGUGGCUUUAGUUUCUGGGGAGUAAAUUGCUCCAAAGUUUGUGACUGCUAUAAUGGUGCACCUUGUCAUCACAUUACUGGGGCAUGUGAAUGUCAAGCUGGUUUCCGCGGGGAUAAGUGCUUAGAUCGAUGUCCUGAAGGCUUCUAUGGAGUUCAGUGCUCCAAAAAGUGUGACUGCAAAAAUGGUGGGACAUGUUCUCCAAUUAAUGGCACCUGCAAGUGCCGGCAGGGCUGGAAAGGCUUUGAUUGCUCAGAGCGCGCUUGUCCUGAAUGGACCUAUGGUGAAAAUUGCACUGGUGUCUGCAACUGUGAGCUAAACAACACGGAAAGCUGUGAUCCUCACACUGGUGCUUGCAAUUGCAAAGCUGGCUGGGAUGUUCGCUCGUGCGCCCGUCCUUGCCCGAUGCUCACAUUUGGCGUGGGAUGCAAGCAGAAGUGUAACUGCAAAAAUAAUGCCCUUUGCUCUCCAGUUGAUGGGUCGUGCAUAUGUGCAGCAGGCUAUCAAGGAAAAGAAUGUGAAUCUCACUGUCCUCCUGGAAAGUUUGGAGAGGAUUGCGCCCAAAAAUGUAACUGCAAUGGGGCUUUGUGCAACCACGAGAAUGGCCAGUGCUUCUGCAAUCCAGGGUGGGAGGGAAUUCAAUGCGAACGGCCCUGCAAUGGUACAUCCUAUGGCUCUAAUUGCAAUGAACCUUGCAAGUGUGCAAAUGGAGGGGUGUGUCACCCAGUUACUGGGACCUGCACUUGCCCACCAGGAUUUUCUGGCAAACUUUGUGAACGAAAAUGUGAGGAGGGGCGCUAUGGUCUUGGCUGCCAGUUUGAGUGUGAUUGCGAUCACGAAAAUACAAUCGGUUGUGACCACAAAACGGGUCAGUGUCUCUGCAAAACUACUUGGAGAGGAAUGAGGUGUGCAACAAAAUGCAAGGAAGGGUAUUAUGGAGAAGACUGCUCUCAAGAAUGCGAUUGUGCCAAUAACAGCACCUGCGAUGCCAUUAGUGGGGCAUGUAUUUGUGCCCGAGGAUGGCAAGGAGACCGAUGCAGCACACCUUGUAACUCUGGUCGUUAUGGAAUAGGCUGUAAAGAAGAGUGUCCUCCAUGGGCAUAUGGUGUAAAUGGUAACCCUGCUUGUAACCACAUAACAGGGGAGUAUCACUGUAAGCCUGGUUUCCAAGGUUUAUCGUGUGAAGUCCCUUGUGAUGAUGAUAAAUAUGGCCAGGAUUGCAAGGAAGAAUGUGACUGCAAGAAAAAUGCCAAAUGUCAUUAUGUAACAGGUGACUGUCAGUGCCUUCCUGGCUGGACUGGAGAAAAGUGUGGUAGUCCAUGUGCCAGCGGUUUCUUUGGAUUGCACUGUGGCCAAACUUGCAAAUGUCAGAAUGGAGGUCAUUGUCGUAGCAAUGAUGGAUUUUGCCACUGUGAACCUGGCUGGACUGGACCUAAAUGCUAUGAAGCUUGCCCAGAUGGAUUAUAUGGAAUAAACUGCAUGAAUAUUUGUGAAUGUGGAAAUGAGGACAAAUAUGACUGCCAUCCCAUUCGUGGCUGUGUUUGCCGCAAAGGUUUGUCUGGUAAAAAUUGUGAGUUGGGAGAAGCAGUGUCUGGAUCCUUGGGUGUAGCAAAUGACGUUGAAGGGAAAGCACAGUCAAGUAACUCUGGUAUUGUGGCUGGAGCAAUUGUUGCAACUCUCUUUUCUGCUGUCUUUCUCCUUCUGUGGCUGUACUACAGACGUCGCGUCAAUAGCCUCAAGACAGAAUUGGCUCAUGUGCAAUAUCAUGCUGACCCAGGUGUUUCUCCAGACCGUCACCACUUUGACAAUCCAGCCUAUUCAUACACAGGAAGGGCUGCAGGCAAUGGCACCACUGUUGGUAUUGGGUCGGAUGAUGGGUCCCUACUGCCGCUUAACAACAUGCAUAAAAUGAUUCAUAAUAAUUUGGGAAGUAAAAACAACCUCAAUAUAGAGAGACAAAGAGCGGGUUGUAGCACAGAGGAUGAUGAUGACUUGUGUUCAAAGGGUGCGUAUGGGCUUGAAUUCCAGCAUCCUGUUUCUGCCAAAAAUUGGGGUGCUGACAUGGGCAAUCCUAAUUUGAACAUGUAUCAAGCUGUUGAUGAUAAGCCAGUUGAGCAUUUGUAUGAUGAAAUAACUCAGAAAAAGGAAGCAGAAAUUGAGUACGAUCACUUAGACUACAGCAGACCUGCAUCAUCAUGGAAACCUCAUUAUCAUCAACUGGUUGAUAAAAAUAGUAGUGUAUCUGGGGCUGGAUCUUCUAGUGCUGCAAGCACAGCAAGCACAACUAUUCUUAACAUACCAAAUGUUGAACCAAGUAGCAGUAGCAGCAACAGUAGUAAUAGCAGUACCAUCAGUGGCAGCGGAAGCUCAAGUGCUAGUGAUGAUGUAGUCAAAAACAUGAUCUGAGCAAACCUUAAGUAUUUCUUUGUUUUGUGAUCAAGGCUUCAGCCUGAACAUUCCACUUUUUUUUUCUGAAAAGUAAACCAUAUUUUUCAUGAAGAAAGAAGUUAGAGUACAUUGCAUUUCUUGGUGUCUUAAUGUGGACUUUUGACUGAUAAUAGGGGACAAUAACCAGAGAGGUUGGUCACUUGCUUUGAGGAUAGAGGAGCUUCUCAAAAAUGCAGUUGCUGCCCGUGAGCUCAGGAGACUAGUCACUUGCUUCAUCUGUAUAUAUUCUGGUUACAAAUUAAGAUUUCUUUGAACACAAGUUGCCUCAAAACGCCUGUGAGUGCAGAGCAUUUGUAGAUCCUGGAUUACAAUUUUCAUGUGCUAUUUUCUCCAGCCCUUGAUGGUCCUCAUUACAUUUGUUGUGUAGUUACGAUUUGAUUUUUAAAUAGGUUAAUGAAUUAUUUACUUGUGAUAUGCUUAGUUGUUUUCAUUCCACUUUAAUCUUAGUGGUCAGAACAACCCUCAUGAUAUUUUCUUUAAGGUUUUUAGCACAGACACACUGAUCAACUGGAAAGAGGAGUUACUGGAGACCAUCUAUGCAAUAACUAUAGAGAUGUGCAUUAUAAUUAUUUUGUACAUAGGCUAUUUAUUUUUGUAUAUAUUUGUCUUAAACAUAUAGUUUUAAACUCAUACUUUUUAUUACUGUUUUUUUUUUUUAAUAAUUACUAAGAAAGAUUACUCUACCAAUAUUUUGUGUGUUCAUGUAUAGUUUGUUUAUGAAUCAUUGUUAUUUUAUCUUAUUUUUUUGUUGUAUGUGUUCAUUUUAUUAUGUCUCAAAAUCUACUAUUUUGCAAGAUUGGUCAUCUAUUUCAAACCUGUGAGAGUUAAAUUAGGCGAGCCUGACCUUUUGACCUUUCUGUUACUUUUUUUUGUCAAAGGUGCAGUAUAUCAUGGACUUUUGAACUGUAUAAUGAAAUUACUAUGAAAUGUUGUAUGAAAGUUAAGAUGUAUUGGUCUUAUUACGUAUCAAAGCAAUAACUGAAGUUUUUAGUACUAAUUAAUUUGACUUUGAUGUGUGUGCAAUUUGCCAGUUGUACUAGAAUACUGUUAAAAAAUGUGCAAUGUUUUUGAUGAGAUGAACCAGCGAUGAACUAAAGAAUUUGCAGUUUGUGUGAGUGCCAAAUUGUGCCAAGAAGAUUCCUAAACUAUGGUUAUAUAUAUUUAAAAAAUUGCUAUCAUCUGUAUUAAUGUGCCCUCUACUUGGCAACAAAUGCAUUCUUGUCCUGCAACAUUCCUUUAGAUUUCAAAUAAAUAAGCAAUUGACUGGCUAAACCUGUUACCGACUGACGAGCUUUCUUCUUGUGAGCUCUUCUAUGAAUUUUGCAUUGUGUCUGUGAUGGAAAUAAAUAUAUUUUUAAUUC
This is a messenger RNA of Thrips palmi, 5007 nucleotides long. It is a transcript of the gene drpr, whose product is annotated as protein draper. Bases 398 to 3604 code for a protein of 1068 amino acids. The transcript is spliced from 20 exons. NCBI's taxonomy places the organism in Eukaryota, Metazoa, Arthropoda, Insecta, Thysanoptera, Thripidae. Gene Ontology annotation, molecular function: scavenger receptor activity; protein binding. The record is from RefSeq and is a predicted model, not a curated record.